AUGGCUGCUGGAAACCUCGUUAAGAAGAUUGGCGGUGACAUCAUGGGCUACCUCUUCCUCAUGGAGCUCGAGUUCUUGCACGGAAGAGACAAGCUCAACGCCCCCGUCGUUACUCUGCUCAGUGGCCAGGACGCCGAGAGCCGCGAGAAGGAGCUUCCUCUUGGUCAGACCAAGGAGUCUGCCGAGGAGGCAAACCAGAGCGUACAAGACGCCGGAGGUGCUGCUGCCAGCAAGCAGCCAUAG
Aureobasidium vineae is the source of this 243-nucleotide messenger RNA. Lineage: Eukaryota; Fungi; Ascomycota; Dothideomycetes; Dothideales; Saccotheciaceae. The record is from the annotation of a GenBank genome assembly.